UAUAUUUUCAAAUUGUAGUAUUUAUCAUUCUCAAAACUCGUAUAAUGAAACGAAAACCUAUGGAUUAUGUUGCAACACAAGUGAAACAGAGACUGAUAAAUGACGGCACGCUAUAGAGUACCAAGAGUUUGAUUAAGUAAACAAAACAUGGUGGAUUAAACAGAAAAAUAUUUUUUGGAUUAAAUCGAUUGUAGUAUGCUCCAGUAUAAUAUCGAAGUUCGUAAUCGCAAAUCGAAAUCGUCACUUCACGAACAAUCUGUCAAACAGAUACAGAAGGAACAUUGAAUUCUCGUCAAAUAUUAUUGUCAAGGAAAUUACAAUAUGAACAUUAAGGAGACAGUUAUUGAAAGUCAUCAAGGAGGCAUAAAAAUAGUGCAGUACAACAGGCCUCACAAGAAGAAUGCCAUAGAUCCUACAAUGUAUCUGCGUUUAAUAAAUAUCUUUAAUGAGACCGCUAUUGAUGAUAGUAUAUCUGUGAUGGUGCUUACGGGUGCUGGAGACUUCUACAGCAGCGGCAAUGACUUCUCAGUUGCUACAGACAUGUCAAAAGGGUUGAAUGUCCUUAAAGAAUACAUUAAUGCAUUUAUCAUGUUCCCAAAAAUAUUAGUUGCUAUUGUCAAUGGACCUGCUAUUGGGAUUGCUGCAACUACACUUGCGCUUUGUGAUUUAGUCUUUGCUUCAGAGAAUUCCUAUUUCUACACGCCAUUUACGAAAUUAGGUAUUGUGGCAGAAGGCUGUUCUACUUUCACAUUUCCAAGACUAAUUGGAGACAGAAAGGCAACAGAAAUGUUACUGUGUAACCACAGGAUGACAGCCAAAGAAGCAUUAGAAUGUGGUUUUAUAAAUGAUAUAUACAAACCAGAGGAACUUCAGAGUAAAGUUUGGGAUAAAAUAACAGAAGUGUCCAAACUACCCCCAAUAUCUGUAGCUGCAACUAAGAAACUUUUGAGAGACAGUGUGAGACAGGAACUGUUGAAAGCGAAUGACAUCGAAAUACAAGAACUUAAUUCUAUUUGGGUCUUGAAAAGUAAACUGUGAUGAACUUUUUAUCAA
Molecule: messenger RNA, 1053 nt
Organism: Trichoplusia ni (cabbage looper)
Lineage: Eukaryota; Metazoa; Arthropoda; Insecta; Lepidoptera; Noctuidae
Gene: Dci
Product: enoyl-CoA delta isomerase 2, mitochondrial-like
Exons: 5
Coding region: 322-1038 (238 amino acids)
Source: RefSeq, a predicted model, not a curated record